CAAUCCACUUGCCAGUGGAGUGUUUAAUGUUGUCAAUAACUACAUCAGAACCAGUAGGAGCUCAACCAACUACCAGGGAAUAUGGAUGCUCCUCAUUGAAUGGAGUGCAGCACGUCCUUACCCACAAGGAGUUUUUUCGGACCCAUUCUUUGACUUACAUAACACAUUUCAAGCUGUACUUACAACUGAUGGAACAGAGACCCAUGUCAUAUACAUAUACAAGUGUGGGGACAUUAUGUGGGACACUUAUCAUAGCACAUCUGUUGUUGGGUAUAAUAUUAGAGGAUUUUUCUUUGAGAAUAGUCUUGGAUCAGGGACACCAGGAGGACUAUUAAGAUUUGGCUGUGGAGAUAAUGCAGAUUUCACUAACAUACUCUACUCAUUCUCUUCUGAUAACAAUCCUGCUGAAGCUGCUUGCUUGGAAGCAUACAGAAAUGACCAAGAUCUUCGAGAAAUUGGAACAUUUGAAGCUUCUUUUGCACAUACCUGUCCCUGUUCAAUAAAUCAAGCAUGGUUUGACAGGAGAUUCCGCUUUCUUCAAUUUCACCGAGCCGAAAGAGUUGCAUGUUAUAUAAAUAGGUUUCCAUCUACAUACCAAAGCAUGUGCUGCUACGACUUUAAUUUUUUUAGAAACUCAUUUCGCGCUUUAAUCACCCAAGGACCUUUCUCCUCUCAUGUCUUCAGAUUUCACCCACAAUUUUCUCGUUCCAAUUAUUUAACUUUUGAUGAAAGAUUUCAUUCACUGUGUUGUAUAGUGUCUCAGAACUGUGAACUUUUUAGAGAACGUAGACCCAUUAAGACAUGCACUGGCUACAGGCCUCCUAUACGAUCUUGGUUCUGGGGUGAUCCUCAUAUUACAACACUUGAUGAAGGAUCAUAUACUUUCAAUGGGCUUGGAGAAUAUGUACUAUUGCGCACCAAUAGUGAGGAUUUUGAAGUACAGGCUCGUACAAAGUUAGCUGCACCAAACACAACAGCUACAGUUUUUAGUGCAAUAGCAGUUAGUGAUAGUAACAGGAGCUCCACAGUUGAGGUUAGAAUAGAUGAGAUGGAUCCUAAUGAAUUUGUUGUUUUAUAUAAUGGUAGUGACAUGUCUGCUAAUCUCACAUCAGUUAAUGAUACCUUGGAAUUCACCACAGUAACUGUAACAAGAGAAACAACUGAGCUGAUCUCCAUUGCCUUAUCAAGUGGUGUAGGAGUCAAUGUCACACUGAGAUUAGCAAUCCUCUCAGUUACAUUGAAUGUGCCACAGUCGUACAUGGGAAAUACAACAGGACUCCUAGGAAACUUUGACCAAGACAACACUAAUGACUUUACUAGUAGGAACGGAACUAUGAUAUCUUCCAAUUCAACUGAUGCCAAUAUUUUUAUGUUUGGACAAACAUGGCAAUUACUAAGCAAUGAAGAGAGCUUAUUCACAUACCUUAAUGGACAAAUUUAA
Molecule: messenger RNA, 1441 nt
Organism: Amphimedon queenslandica
Lineage: Eukaryota; Metazoa; Porifera; Demospongiae; Haplosclerida; Niphatidae
Product: mucin-like protein
Exons: 8
Coding region: 86-1441 (451 amino acids)
Biological process (GO): cell-matrix adhesion
Source: RefSeq, a predicted model, not a curated record